Molecule: messenger RNA, 432 nt
Organism: Ceutorhynchus assimilis (cabbage seed weevil)
Lineage: Eukaryota; Metazoa; Arthropoda; Insecta; Coleoptera; Curculionidae
Source: the annotation of a GenBank genome assembly
AUGGAUCCAAGCACUGACAACAACACUUACCCUCAAUUUAAAGCUCGUGAAGCAACUGUUCUCAAGAAAAAGCCAUUUAUUCCAAGCCUACCCAAUAAACGUGUGGAACGAGAAGAGUUUAACAGAAAAAUGAAGUUGCGUGAAGCAGAACUGGAACAGCAAAGGCAACACAUCAAGGAGAUGCAAGCUGAGAAAGAGCAAAAAGAAAGGGCGAAAUGCAGAAAACUGGCGUUGACUCGUGAAGCAACUGUUCUCAAGAAAAAGCCAUUUAUUCCAAGCCUACCCAAUAAACGUGUGGAACGAGAAGAGUUUAACAGAAAAAUGAAGUUGCGUGAAGCAGAACUGGAACAGCAAAGGCAACACAUCAAGGAGAUGCAAGCUGAGAAAGAGCAAAAAGAAAGGGCGAAAUGCAGAAAACUGGCGUUGAGUUAG